Molecule: messenger RNA, 4349 nt
Organism: Pezoporus flaviventris
Lineage: Eukaryota; Metazoa; Chordata; Aves; Psittaciformes; Psittacidae
Gene: GRIK4
Product: glutamate ionotropic receptor kainate type subunit 4
Exons: 20
Coding region: 118-2997 (959 amino acids)
Biological process (GO): synaptic transmission, glutamatergic; monoatomic ion transport; modulation of chemical synaptic transmission
Cellular component (GO): plasma membrane; kainate selective glutamate receptor complex; postsynaptic membrane
Molecular function (GO): kainate selective glutamate receptor activity; transmitter-gated monoatomic ion channel activity involved in regulation of postsynaptic membrane potential
Source: RefSeq, a predicted model, not a curated record
CCGCCGCCGCCGCGGUCGGAACGGGGCCGGAGCAGCCGCUGGCAGAGCCGCGCCGCCCAGCCCAGAGAGUUAUGUCAUGCCCAGACCACCAAAGGGCUCCAUGAGGAUUUAUGGAAGAUGCCCCGUGUCUUGGCGCCUCUGGUGCUCCUUCUGCUGUGGCUGAUGAGGAUCGCUGCCAGCCCCCAUUCCCUGAGGAUCGCUGCCAUCCUGGAUGACCCCAUGGAGUGCAGCAGAGGGGAGAGGCUCUCCAUCACGCUGGCCAAGAACCGCAUCAACCGUGCUCCCGAGCGGGUGGGGAAAGCCAAGGUGGAGGUGGACAUCUUUGAGCUGCUGCGAGACAGCGAGUAUGAGACAGCGGAAACCAUGUGUCAGAUUCUCCCCAAAGGAGUGGUGGGUGUCCUGGGACCUUCCUCGAGCCCAGCCUCGAGCUCUAUUAUCAGCAAUAUCUGUGGGGAGAAGGAGGUUCCUCACUUCAAAGUGGCACCGGAGGAAUUCCUGAAGCUGCAGCUCCAGCGGUUCACCACCCUCAACCUCCAUCCCAGCAACACCGAUAUCAGCGUGGCCGUGGCAGGGAUCCUGAACUUCUUUAACUGCACCACUGCCUGCCUCAUCUGUGCCAAAGCUGAAUGCCUUUUAAACCUAGAGAAGUUGCUUCGGCAGUUCCUCAUUUCCAAGGACACUCUCUCGGUCCGGAUGCUGGAUGACAGCCGGGAUCCCACCCCUCUCCUAAAAGAGAUCCGAGAUGACAAAACAGCGACCAUCAUCGUACACGCCAACGCUUCCAUGUCUCAUACCAUUCUGCGGAAGGCAGCUGAACUGGGAAUGGCGUCUGCCUAUUACACGUAUAUCUUCACUAAUCUGGAGUUUUCCCUCCAGCGCCUGGACAACCUGCUCGACGACCGAGUCAACAUCCUGGGGUUUUCCAUUUUCAACCAGUCUCAUGCUUUCUUCCAAGAGUUUGUCCAGAGCCUCAACCAGUCCUGGCAGGAGAAUUGUGAUCACGCUCCUUUCACUGGGCCAGCACUCUCCUCGGCCCUGCUGUUCGACGCUGUGUAUGCUGUGGUGACCGCCGUGCAGGAGCUGAACCGGAGCCAGGAGAUCGGGGUGAAGCCCCUGUCCUGUGGGUCUGCCCAGAUCUGGCAGCACGGCACCAGCCUGAUGAACUACCUGAGAAUGGUAGAAUUGGAAGGUCUCACCGGCCACAUCGAAUUCAACAGCAAAGGCCAGAGGUCCAACUAUGCCCUGAAGAUCCUGCAGCACACACGCAGCGGCUUCCGGCAGAUCGGCCACUGGCACGUUUCUGAAGGACUCAGCAUGGACAACAGGAUCUUCUCCUCCAAUAUAUCAGACAGUCUGUUCAACACCACGCUCAUUGUCACCACCAUCCUGGAAAACCCUUACUUAAUGCUGAAGUGGAACCAUCAAGAGCUGGAAGGCAACGACCGCUACGAGGGCUUCUGCGUGGACAUGCUGAAGGAGCUGGCAGAGAUCCUGCGUUUCAACUAUAAGAUCCACCUCGUUGGCGAUGGGGUGUAUGGAGUCCCUGAGGCAAACGGCACGUGGACAGGGAUGGUCGGGGAGCUCAUUGCUCGGAAAGCCGACCUGGCCGUGGCGGGGCUGACCAUAACCGCAGAGCGGGAGAAGGUGAUUGAUUUCUCGAAGCCAUUCAUGACUUUGGGAAUUAGCAUUCUCUACCGAGUUCAUAUGGGCCGCAAACCCGGCUAUUUCUCAUUCCUGGAUCCCUUUUCCCCUGGCGUCUGGCUCUUCAUGCUGCUCGCCUACCUGGCCGUCAGCUGUGUCCUAUUCUUGGUUGCUCGGUUGACACCGUAUGAGUGGUACAGCCCCCACCCCUGCUCACAAGGUAGAUGCAAUCUUCUCGUGAAUCAGUACUCUCUCGGCAACAGCUUGUGGUUUCCAGUCGGGGGAUUCAUGCAGCAAGGCUCCACCAUUGCCCCCCAAGCAUUAUCCACCCGCUGCGUCAGUGGAGUGUGGUGGGCGUUCACCUUGAUCAUCAUCUCCUCCUACACAGCCAAUCUGGCAGCCUUCCUCACCGUGCAGCGGAUGGAUGUCCCCAUCGAAUCCGUGGAUGACCUGGCUGACCAGACAGCCAUCGAGUACGGCACCAUUCACGGCGGGUCCAGCAUGACCUUCUUCCAAAACUCCCGCUACCAGACGUACCAGCGGAUGUGGAACUACAUGUACUCCAAGCAGCCCAGCGUCUUCGUGAAGAGCACGGAGGAAGGGAUCGCGCGCGUGCUGAACUCCAAUUACGCCUUCCUGCUGGAGUCCACCAUGAACGAGUAUUAUCGUCAGCGCAAUUGCAACCUCACGCAGGUCGGGGGCCUUCUGGACACCAAGGGCUACGGGAUUGGCAUGCCCGUCGGCUCUGUGUUUCGUGAUGAGUUUGACCUGGCCAUUCUCCAGUUGCAAGAGAACAACCGGUUGGAAAUCCUCAAGAGGAAGUGGUGGGAAGGAGGCAAGUGCCCCAAAGAGGAGGACCACAGAGCCAAAGGCCUGGGAAUGGAGAACAUCGGUGGAAUCUUUGUGGUGCUCAUCUGUGGCUUAAUCGUAGCAAUUUUUAUGGCAAUGCUGGAAUUUUUGUGGAGCCUUCGCCACUCUGAACAAUCAGAGGUGUCGGUGUGCCAAGAAAUGGUGACGGAGCUGCGCAACAUCAUCCUCUGCAAGGACAGUUUCCACCCUCGUCGGAGGCGAGGGGGAAUGGUACGGACUCGCCCCAUUCUCCCGGAGGAGCGCCGAGCCCGCAGCACAACCACGCUCAGCAAUGGGAAGCUGUGCAGUGGGGGAGAGCCAGACCCCCUGGCACAAAGACUGGCUCAAGAAGCCGCCCUGGUCGCCCGAGGGUGCACGCACAUCCGCGUGUGCCCCGAGUGCCGCAGGUUUCAGGGUCUCCGGGCACGGCCGUCUGCGGGCUCGCCCGCACAGAGCGAGGAGAGCUUGGAGUGGGAGAAGACCACCAACAGCAGCGAGCCUGAGUAACGCUGGGGCAGGGGGCGUUGGGGUGGGACGAGGGGGUCCUGUUCCAUUUUACAGAACAUGGACUUGUACAAUGUCAACUCGUUUUUAAACUCAAAGCAGUUACCCAGCUUCUCCAGAGCAAGGUGGACCUUUGGGCUGAUGCGCAGGCCUGUCCAGAGGGUCAGCUUUGGUUUAGGUGUCCGAGAGGACGCGUGUACCGCUGAAAGGGCUGAUGCAGCAGGAGCGAGGUCCUCUGCCUGGCCUGUCCCCAGCAGUUGUCUCCGUGCCACCGUGCGGCCCCGAGAUGGGAAGGAUGGACGUGGUGGGUAACUGGUGUAGCAGAUGUUGCCCAUACAGGGGCAUGAGUGGUUCAUUAAUGUUCUCCACCCCAGGCCGGGAGAAAGGAUGCUGGCGCUGUCUCUCCAUCACAUCGACUUACCAGGGGAUGUUCUCAAAGGGCAGGGAGGGGGGUGUCUUUUUAUUUGAUGUGGGUAAGGGAUGGGAAGGGAGGAGUUAUUCUUUUGUUCGGUUUAUUUUGGGUACGUCAGGACCUAGUCUGCGAGGCACCGGGUUUCAGGUGCUGAAAUCUUCCUUUUCAGAGUUUGUCGGAUGGACUGAGGGAGGAAGGGAAGGAUGGGAUGGGAUGGGACAAGCCCCCCGUGAGAAGCAGCUUUUAGUGAGAGUCCAUCUGAGGAGUUGUUUAAAAUGCAUAAAUAUAUAUAUAAAUAUAUAUAUACAUAGAUAUAUAUAUAUUAAGAUGCCAAAAACCAACCAACCAACACAGUGAACUUAAAGAGGCCUUGAAACGCCUGGAAUUUCAGGGGUUCUGUGUCUUUCGUUUAGUUCUGGGGUUAUCUUUCGCUUUUUCCUUCCUGCUUUUGGGAUCGGGCGGGGGGAGCCUUUUGAGGAAGGUGAGGAGGGACCUUCCUGCCAUAAGGGAGGUGAUAUUUGCUGCCCACUGUCGCUCCUCAAAGCAUCCACAGCCCCAAACAAGCGACUGAGCUCCCCUUGUCCGUGACCCACGGAGCACCCUCAGCCUUGGGGGUGACUUGCAGCCCAUGUCUAGCAGCAGCAAUGCCUCACAGCAUUCGAGAUAACCAUUAGCCUGGGAUGUGAUGUAAGGAAAAAUAUUUACUUCCCUAGCAACAGCAGCAGCUCACCCUCUGCUUGGUACAGACGUGGGUUUUACAUUGACAAAUUUAAUUUUCUGAUUGAAAAACAAAUUCUAUGCAAUUUCUGAUUGUAGAAGGAAAGAGACGACAAUGGAGAGAGGCAGGGGAGAUAAAGCCUUGAGUGAAGGUACAUCCUGUUCUUGAAUUGUUUUCUUUUCUUUUUGUCUUGAAUGUACUGAAAUAAAAGAUGUCCUUGUAUAA